AUGCGGCGCAAGUUCUUCUCCAAUGAAUUCAUACCCAAUCCACGACCCUCCUCUCAGCCACCGUCCAUCUCAUCACAUCUCAAACAUACCCUCACGCUCAGAGGGUACACGGUCUCGCGAAACAUCCGCCUACUCGUCUCCCGUCUCAAUUUCGGGAUCUCAGGGGGGAUCUCUCCCAUUGGUCUAGGGAUUGCUCUUGACAAUACCUUUGGCCAACUGAGAGCGUUCCCUCCCGCCACUACAUUACCAUCACAAUUGAUUCCCGAAACGCCGACUCCCGCUUUCGCAUUACCCUAUGGCGACUACUCCAGCGGACCGUGCUACCAACCGGUUUACAACGGACUGCACACCAGUCCCUCGGACACUCCACUGGGGUUCUACAGCCCAACACCUAUGAGCACCUCGCCGAGUUACAACUCCACCAUGGGGGUUGGGCCUGAUCAACAUGCUUUUCAGGGUCAGAUGACUGACAUUUGGAUGCACACGCCUUGCUCGGGUCCGACCACGCCAUCGGAUGCCCUCUCAGUCACGAGAGCCGGCACAGUAGGGCAAUGGGGUCACAGCGUCUUUCCAAACGACUGUAUUCCCAGCUCAAUGGCUACAUUGUCUGUCAACGAUCCCAUCUACUUUGAGACUAUGGAAUCACAGAUUGGGUACAACGGACCUUCCGGGCAGAUCAGCAAUACCGGGCAAUUUGUGGCUCCACCCCAACAAGCUACCGGUGAAGGCAUGGCUACCGGUGAAGGCAUCCCUGAGGACAUCACAAUGAUGAUCAAGAGGGAAGUGUCUCCCGACAAGUGGGUAUCUGCUAGUGGCUUGAAAUGCCCCAAGUGCGGCGCCAUGUUUACUAGACGCUCCAACUGCAAGGAGCAUCAAAAGAUGCACAACCCACAAUGGAAGCACAACCAUCCGUGCGAUGACUGCCCCAAGACAUUUGGGAGAAGCUCUGACCUCAAAAGGCAUAUGAAAACUGUCCAUCUCGGCCAUCGAAAGUACAGCUGUGACAGUUGCGAUGCUCGUUUCAGUCGCCAGGAUAGCCUCGCCAGACAUAUGUGUGCAGACAAGACACGAAACGGGAAAUCCACUGGCCGCGACGGGCCUUCUUCACUUGGGCGAGAGCCGCGCCAACGAUCGUCAAACCACAGCUUGAGUGCCGGACAAUAA
This is a messenger RNA of Penicillium bovifimosum, 1164 nucleotides long. RefSeq lists its product as uncharacterized. Gene Ontology annotation, cellular component: nucleus. The coding region runs from base 1 to 1164 and encodes 387 amino acids. The transcript is spliced from 4 exons. Gene Ontology annotation, biological process: regulation of transcription by RNA polymerase II. Gene Ontology annotation, molecular function: RNA polymerase II cis-regulatory region sequence-specific DNA binding; DNA-binding transcription factor activity, RNA polymerase II-specific. The record is from RefSeq and is a predicted model, not a curated record. NCBI's taxonomy places the organism in Eukaryota, Fungi, Ascomycota, Eurotiomycetes, Eurotiales, Aspergillaceae.